AUGGCCACCACCGAGGCGCCGAGCAGGACGGAGCCGCACGUGAAGCGUGCCAAGACCGAGGAGGAGGAGGGGAUGGACGAGGGCAGCGACGGGGGCGGAGACGAUGCACAGAGCGCACGGCGUCCAGCACGCGCGUUCGAGGCGAUGUCGUUUGUGCGCGCGACGUCGUCGGACGCCUACUUUCUCUCCAACUCGCACCGGCGCAACUUUGCCAGCCGUAAGCUCGGGCGCGACCUGCUCAGGGGGACGUCCGGGAAAAAGGUCUCGGAGCUGCUCGGACCGCUCGACAUUGCGCAGCUGCCGCGCAUCGCGCUGGACGCGUCCGUGGACGGCGAGCCUCUUGCGCCCGCCCGCACGACCCACUCGCGCCUGGCGCUGGCGCUGCACAUGCGCCCCGAGCGCCAGGCGAUGCUCAUCGCGCAGCUCCUCUCUGGCUUUCACCUGAUCUUGUACGGCGUCGGCGACCGACUGCCCGUCGUGCGCAGCAUCGUCCAAAAAGCCGCCAAGCAGCACCACGGCGCCGCGGUGCUCGUCCAAGGCGCCGCGGGCCGUGCGCUGAAUGUCGACCGCAUGCUGGACGCGAUCGAGUCUGCAGUACGCGUCCAGACGCCGGCCGUGCCGCCGUGCGAUGCGCCGAGCGAGCCGGCGAUGGCGCGCCUGUCGCGUGUCGCCCAGCGUAUCCGGCGCAUCACACACCUGCUCGAGCACGCCGCGCGCCAUCCACCCGCCGAGCAUCCCCAGCGCGUGUUUGUCGGACUGGUCGCCUUUGACCAUCCUCUGCUGCACACAUCGCGACUGCAUACCCUGCUCCACGCCCUGGCGCGGUGCCCCUACAUCCACCUUGUCGCGUCUGUGUCCCACGUCCACGCGGGCCUUGUGCUCGACGGCGCGUCUGGUGCGUUUAGCUACGGCAUUUCCUCGCACGCCGAGGAGCGUGCGCGGCGUGGAUCGGCGCCCGAGCGCGACGUGCGUGCCCCCUGGCUGUGGCACCACUGCACGACCUAUAUCCCCCCCGUGACCGAGCUGCUGCACUCGCGUGGCGCGACAAUGACCUCGUCGACGUCGGCCUCGGCGCAGUUUUCCGGCCUUGCGACGCUCAAACUCCCCGCGGCGCUCGACCUCGCCGGGCGCGGCGCCAAGGUCCAGGCGGCGCCUGGCACGGCGCCCGGCGCGCCGAUUUCCGAAAAGGCCGCACUGCAAGUGCUCAACACGAUCACCGCGCGUGCGCGCUCGCUCUUUUCGCAGCUUGCCCUGCUCCAGCUCGCGGCCGCGGACCAGCACCCGUCGGACGAGGACGGGGUACCGCGUACGCCCUAUGCGACGCUUGUCCGCGAGGCGAUCCAAGAGUUCAUCGCGUCGAGCGACGAAGGCGUCAAGCAGCUGCUCGGCGAGAUGGUCGACCACGGCCUCGUCCUCGUCUUCCGCGGUCCCGCGUCGAUCGGAAGCAGCCACGCGAUCGCAGCCGGCGACGAGCUCUGCAUUCCGCUAGGCACGAGCGCGUUGGAAAGUGUGCUUGCACAAGUAGAUACGUAA
Molecule: messenger RNA, 1533 nt
Organism: Malassezia japonica
Lineage: Eukaryota; Fungi; Basidiomycota; Malasseziomycetes; Malasseziales; Malasseziaceae
Exons: 1
Coding region: 1-1533 (510 amino acids)
Biological process (GO): DNA replication
Cellular component (GO): nucleus; nuclear origin of replication recognition complex
Molecular function (GO): DNA replication origin binding
Source: RefSeq, a predicted model, not a curated record